Molecule: messenger RNA, 4362 nt
Organism: Mytilus californianus (California mussel)
Lineage: Eukaryota; Metazoa; Mollusca; Bivalvia; Mytilida; Mytilidae
Product: EH domain-binding protein 1-like
Exons: 23
Coding region: 131-3613 (1160 amino acids)
Molecular function (GO): protein binding
Source: RefSeq, a predicted model, not a curated record
AAAUGGCGCAGAGAGAUGGAGAUACUCGAUAUCGUCUGAAGGAAACUAUCAAUAAUUUAGAUUGACUUACUGAUACAUUUUAGUGGCAAAAGUUAAUUCAGUGAUAUAGAAUGGGAAAUAAUUAACAAUAAUGAGUGUUUGGAAAAGACUCCAGAGAGUAGGGAAGUCUGCAUCUAAGUUCCAGUUUACUGCAUCAUACCAGGAAUUAGAAGUGGAAUGUACAAAGAAAUGGCAACCAAACAAACUAUGUAUAGUAUGGACAAGAAGAAGCAGAAGGAAAUCAACCCAGCUUCAUACCUGGGAACCAACCAUACAGAAUCCAUACAAUGGCAUGGUUACAUGGACAGUGCCAGAGAAUGUAGAAACACAAGUGACAUUGUUCAGAGAUGGCAGACAUGCAGAGUAUGAGGACAAGGAAUGGACCUUUCUUUUAGAAGAUCAAGCUAGAGGUGGAAGAAGGAAGAUAAUUGCAUCAGCACCAAUCAAUAUGAAGGACUAUGCUUCUGAUGUACCAACACAACACACAAUGACUAUAAAGCUGAAACCAGCUUCAAAGAAAAUUGUUAAAGCAUCCAUACAGCUGACAUUGUCAUGUGUCUUCCUGAGAGAGGGAAAAGCUACAGAUGAAGAUAUGCAGAGUGUAGCAAGUUUAAUGAGUAUAGGUAAAACAGAUAUUGGUAACCUUGACGAACUGGAGGAGGAAGGAGAAAAUUUUGGGGAUCACAGCGGGGAUCACUCCUUCUGUUCUAGAAUAGCAGAAAUCACAACUCAGUUGUCUAAUCUAGAUGAAGAAGAUGAAACUGCUGGUAAUCCCUUUGGUAACCCCUUUGGAGACCCUGAUCUGGAAUGUGAUGGCUUUGAAUGUGCAGAACAGAGUGAAAAUUCAGUUAACUUAACAGAAGCAUUAGAAUCCUCAAACCCAUUUGGCGAUGAUGAUGAGGAGGAGGAGGAUGAAAACAAUCCUUUUAAAGAUCCAACUCCCCCAGACAGAUAUCUGACAUCGGAUGUCAUUAAAUCCUCAAAAGCUAAAAAAACAAAAAGAGCUCCAGCACCACCACAAGCAGGAGAAUCAUCUCCAAGUCCCAAAAAACCUGAAUCAACACCAAGGGCCACACCAGAAAAGUCUUCAGCGGCAAAAGUGCUAAAUCCACCUGGAGAACAAUCACCAAGUCCAAAGAAGCGAGCUCCGGCACCACCACAAUCAAUAGAGACGGCUCUGAAAGAGAUAGUAUCAUUGACAAAAAAACCUAAGUCACCGUCAAGUCCAGAGAGACCUGUCUAUGAAGGUUCUCCACCAUCUACUACUGUGGAAAAAUGGAAAAGGCCUAUAACUCCUCCACAUCUACAGACUAAAUCAGAAUCUCCUAAUGAAAGUAUUACAGAUGUGUCUAUAGAUGUGGUUUCACCAGACAGUAAAGGGGACAGAAAAGCUUUGGAAACAUUAGAUUUAAAUAAGCAGACAGGAUCACCAGUAUCCAAGUCUGGGGAUUCCACUCAGACUUUAUUAGAAUGGUGUAAAGAAGUUACACAAGGCCAUAAAGGUGUAAAAAUUACAAAUCUGACAACAUCAUGGAGAAAUGGAAUGGCAUUCUGUGCAAUUAUUGCUCAUUUUAGACCAGAUCUGAUUGAUUUUCGAUCUCUUAAUCCACAUGACAUGAAAGCCAAUAAUAGAAUAGCUUUUGAUGCAGCAGCUAAGCUGGGUAUUCCAAGAGUUAUAGAACCUUCUGAUAUGGUUUUAUUAAAAGUUCCAGAUAAAUUAUCUGUAAUGACCUACUUGCAUCAACUACGGGCAUAUUUUACUGGUCAGACAUUAGAAAUACAGCAGAUAGGAACAAGUGCUCGUGAAAGUACAUAUACUCUUAGUGAAAAAGAUCGUGAGUUAGAAAUGCAGAUUUCUAGAGAAAUGUACGGUAAAGAUGUGAUGGACUCAGCACAGCCAUCAAAGGAAAAUGUUCCAAAACCUGAAGUUGAUAAUCAUAAAAAAUCCAAGAGUCGAGAGACGACUCCAGUGACGCCAGAUUCAUUGUCUUUUACUUCAAGUAGUCCCUCUAAUUCAUUAGACAAAUUAAGUGAAAUCUCUAGUCAUUCGCCUGUUAAACAAAGUCCUGAACGAGAAGUGACUUUAACAAAUGGUGAUAUUAAAAAAUCUCCCAGUCCCGAUAAAAAUAAUUCUUGUGAUAAUAAUAAACUGGUGUCUCAAACCAAAGAGAAACCUUCUGUGUCUGUUGAGAAAUUAAAAACCUCAUUAAUGACAAGAAAUCAGUUGAAUAAUCCUUUUGAUUCUGAGGAGGAGGAUAUUAGUCCAGCCUCAGGUCAUGCAGAAGGGGAGGAUGAUAGUGAAGUGUGGGUAUUACGUAGCGAUUCACAGACAAGUAGUAUAGCAUCUGGGUCAAUCAGUCCACAGUGGUCUUCCAAAGAAAGUACUCCAUCCAGAGAAAAAAGUCCUGUUGUUGAAAAACAUCAAAGGAGAUACCAAAAACAUACUGAAAAACAGCCAACCAAUCACAAAGCCAGGCACGAAGAGCUAAAGGCAAAGGCUAAAAUACUUUUAGAGAAGGCUAAACAAGAUGCUAUAGUUGAAACUAAAGAAAAUAAGCAGAACACCAAUGAAACAGGGAAAGCAAGUCAGGAAGAAGAGGAUAAAAAACACAGACUAAAAGAAAGAGCUCGACAGUUAAUAGAGGAAACAAGGGCCAGUAUUGGCAAACCUCAGAUGUCUGAUAUGAAUCCAUCGGUAUCAUCUUCACAGAGGACAAAAAUUAAUACUGAUUCAGUUAAGCCUACAAAAGCCAGGCGGAUAACUGCCUCUUCACAGCUUUUCAAAGCUAGGCAUGAAGCAUCAGUUAUAGCCUCAACAGAGUCCAGCGUAAAAGGAGACAGCAAACUGAAGAGACUCAGUCUGAAGAAAGUAGAUCUGUCAACACCAUUUUCCAAAGACAAAACUCCAUCUCCACAGGUGUCAGAACCAGAUAAAGCUGUUUUAAAUAAUAAACAAGAGAAAAGAAAAGUUGUUCCUGCAGUGAAUAUUUCCUACAGUAUGGAGUUCUCUAAAGAGGAUGGUGGAGACUCCAGUGAUAAUACAGAAUCAUUAGAAGAAGAUGUGUUGUACAAGAAAAAUGAGAAUUUCCAGAGUACCAAUCAGUACGUAAUGGCUGAAAUGGAUGCCUUGGAUAGGGAACAGAAACAAAUUGAUGCUGAGGCAGGACUACUGGAGGAAAAACUCAGAAAGGCCAUGAAUGGAAACAACAAAUCUUUAGAAGAAAAGUUAAUGCAGCAAUGGUUUCUACUGGUUAAUAAAAGAAAUGCUUUGAUAAGAAGACAGAUGCAGCUUAAUAUUUUGGAAAAAGAAGAUGAUUUAGAGCAGAGAUACGAGCUGCUGAAUCGAGAGCUUCGUGCCAUGAUGGCAAUGGAAGACUGGCAGAAAACUGAAGCGCAGAAGAGGAGAGAAAAGUUAUUACUGGAAGAGUUAGUUGCCAUCGUAAACAAGAGAGAUGAACUAGUUCAGCAUUUAGACUCUCAAGAAAGAGCAAUUGAAGAAGAAGAACAGCUUGAUAGAAAGAUAAGUGAAGGGAAACUGUUAAAACAAGACAAGAAAGAAUGUUCUAUACAGUGAAAAUCUGGUACCUCUUUGUUGUCUGGGAACCAGACUGAUUAUGUUCCUUUGAACAUUGGGAGGUCAGAUGUCAACUCUACAGAUUCAGAAUAACAAUGUGUAUCCAAGAACCUCAUGUGUUGCUAUGUGUUCAGAUCAUGGCUUUAAGUCAGCUUAAAGUUUACACAAUCAUAACUCUGUUGUAAAACCAAUGCACAUGUAGAUUGGUUCAUAAGGAAUGAACUGUGCUUUGCAACCAAAUGCUAUACAUGUAUCAAAGCACUUUUAAAAUACACACUUCACAAGACAAUUACAACAUGUGUAUUAUUUUCAGAUACGAACUUGCUUUUUUUUAUUAGCCAUUUAGUGGUGUUAUUUAACUAUUACUUAGAUUCAGUCAAACUGGAAGAUAUAUAUUUAAAUACAUUUAAUUAUUUUUCCCCUAUUUAUUGAGACACAAGGUAUUUAUUUAUAGACAUGAUAUUUGCAAAUUUUAACCCAGAAAUGCAGUAAAUGUGUUACUGUUUCAUAAGUAUGAAUUGUCAGUAAGAAUAUAUAAACUGAUUUUCACAUGUUUAUUUCGCUUUUAACUUCUAAACUGCACUAUUUUUGGGACAAACUACAAGAAAGAAUAUUAAGCUUAACAACUAGUUGAAAAUUUACAGAACUGCAGUUAUGAGAUUAGAAUAGACCAAUGUGCAUGUUGUUAACUGGUAGAAAAAAAUUUUUUUUUACAUUAGGUGUUAUUAAUAAAUCUUUAAAGAAAGAUA